AGAAGAAGAAGAAGAAGAACGUAAAGUAAAGUAAAGUAGUAAUAAUAACAGUAAUAGUAACACCGUUAGUUGUUUACCGUGGUUUAGACCGUUAAGACACUUGAAUCAGCAGACUCCUUGGAGUUGUCCACAGCAGUAGUAGCAAACAGCCUUUUUGGUGGGUACACGUCGCCGCCAUAUUGGACCGGGCUAUAUCUCAGAAGAUCAACGAUUGUCUAGAAAAGCUCGAGAUGCCUGACUCGUGUGCAGCUUGGGGUUGUAAAAACCGUCGGACAGCCCAGUCCAAAACUCUGGGAAUUACCUUUCACAAGUUUCCCAAAGCAAAAGAGGCGAGGAAGCAGUGGGAAAUAGCUGUAAGAAGGAAAGGUUUUUCAGCCAGUCGGUCCUCCGUGCUCUGCAGUGAGCAUUUCAAGCUGCAGGACUUUGACAGCACAGGACAGACUGUCAGAAUUAGAGGUGGAGCUCAACCAUCUGUCUUCAAUUUCCCAAAACAUCUACAAAGACCAGUGAAGACCAGGACAACAAAAACCUCGAGGAAGGCUGAAGAGAAGCUGUCAUUGGACUCUUCUACAGUUUUGAAAGAGACUGAACCUCUCAUUGUUGACCACUCUUAUGCAUUGCCUUCAUCUCUCACUGAUCUGAAGGCCAGACUCAGUGAAGCCUUGGCUAGGGUGGAGAGUCUGGAGCGAGAGAUGAGGAACGUGAAGGACCGAGAACGGAGGGCAAAGAAGAUGGUACACGGUCUUCUGGAAGAUCUGAGGAGGAAUCGCCAAUCCCCCUGUUUUGUAAAAAUAAAGCAUAAAUUGUACAGGACAAAACUUAGAAACUUGCACAUCAGGUAGAGCAUAACGCUUUUUUGUUGUUGUUAUAAAUGAGGUUUUAUUACUUAUAAAAAAUUUUUAAAAAAUAGUUGUUUUCUGGAUGUCUCGCGGAGGGAGAACAUACAUGCUGUAGAAGCACAGGAUCAGUCUGAUGUGAUGUCAAAA
Molecule: messenger RNA, 986 nt
Organism: Etheostoma cragini (Arkansas darter)
Lineage: Eukaryota; Metazoa; Chordata; Actinopteri; Perciformes; Percidae
Exons: 4
Coding region: 231-842 (203 amino acids)
Source: RefSeq, a predicted model, not a curated record